AAUAAGAUAAAUUUGAAAAAAGAACUCACCUCUUUAGUUUAAUAAUUUAAAGAAAGAUUAGAAUUGGGUUCUAGAGAUGGCAUAUGAGUGGUUCAUGAGCAUCGACUUAUUAAGGUUCAUUCAUUUAGAGUAUUAGAAAAAUUGUAAUAAAAAAUAUGAUAAAGCAAAGGAGAAAUGCAGACAAUUAGAGGAUGAAUUAAAAAAAACCAGGAAUCUAAAUGAAAUACUAUUUAAGAAGAAUUAGGAAAAUGAAUUUCAAAUCGUGAACAAAUGAA
Paramecium primaurelia is the source of this 275-nucleotide messenger RNA. The record is from the annotation of a GenBank genome assembly. Lineage: Eukaryota; Ciliophora; Oligohymenophorea; Peniculida; Parameciidae.